AUGGCCCCCGAAUGGUUCAUGUUCAUGGGAGAAGAAGGAGAAAACGCCCUGAAGAAAUUGGGCUUCACCUUCCUCUCGCGAAUAGCCUCGGGCGAACCCUGGCUGGGAAUCGCCGUCUCAGGUCACGGGGUCAUCGCUGAAGGGGUCGCGACAGGUCAGCUAGGUCAGCACCCAGCCGGGGCCUUGGAAUUUGCCGUGAGGGUGCCCAAGGUCUGCAGUGAAGGCAGGCGAUGCGACUGGUAUGCGGAAGAGAAAUUGCAAAGUCAAGCAAAAUUCUGCGAACGCUACGAAGGCUACGGUGACCUGUGCUCGUGCCGUGACCCUUUCACAGCUGAGGUCAGGUCAAAGCAGGCUAAACUUAGGGAGAGGAAAGAGCACAUCCCAGUGGUUGUUGUGACAGCAAAUAAACCCAGACAUCUUUUUAGACUCGUCCGAAACCUCUUCACCGUCCAAGGCGCGUCCGAAACCGGCGUGGUCGUGGUCGUCGACGGUGUCCACGCAGAGACCCUGGCCCUUGGGAAGGUCUUAGGCGUGGAGGUCGUCGUCCACACGCCCGUAGGCACGCACAACGAACGCACGAACGCCAACGUACGCUUCGCUCUCUAUACCGUCUUCACGCAGUUCCCGGAUGUCGAUAAGGCAAUUCUUCUCGAAGACGAUUUGCUGUUGGCGCCUGACGUGCUGAGCUUCUUCCACCAGACGGCCUGGCUCCUGGACCACGACCCGACCCUCUUCUGCAUUAACGCCUUCAACAGCAACAGCCUCCCAGGAGUGGCGUCCGACCCCACGAAAAUCCUGCGGUCUGAGUCCUUCCCUAUGUACGGCUGGAUGGUCAGGAGGCAGUACGCGCUACAGGCCGUGCUGCGCUGGAUUCCGUAUGGGGUGGGCGACUGGGACUUCUGGCUCAUGCGGGCGGACUCCCAGCGCGGGCGUGACCUAGCUUCGCCCGAGGUCAGCCGCACCUUCCACGCAGGGUCAGCCGGAGCGCACGUCGACGGCUUCGAGCAGCAGCUGUACUACGGGCGGAUGAUGAUGACGAGGGACCCGGAUGUCAGGCUGGAGAAUCUGACGAGCAUCCUCUUGGACAACUACAUGCGAAAUCUAACGGACGAAAUUAAGUCCGCGGAAAUGCUGUCGCCAAAUCCUUUAGACGAAAACCUUGUACCCGAAGGACAUCCGGGACCUUUUGUUGUGUUCGUGAGGUCCGGCACAAGGAACGAUGAAUUCUACAGCUUCAGGGUAUUCAUGAUGAGCCUGAGCACCUACUACUGGGACACGCGCGAGGUUUUCAGAGGAGUCAUGCGAUUCCGUGUGGGCGGUGGGCGGCUCCUGUACGUGGUGGGCUGCCCGCUCUCCCAGGACUUCUGUAAGUACAACCCGAAAGGCUACAUGACCCUCACGCCUUCGAAAGAGCUGGUGAGCGAAGUGCAGCGGAAGGUCGACCUGUUCGAAGCCAGUCUUUCCGAAACCCGCGCCCGACACAGGGUUCGCGCUGCCGAUCCGGCCAAGGAGGCGCAGCUGCUCAACUAUCCUAUCUUGACGUCCAACGGAGUCCAUCAGAGUCUAACAGAAUCCACCGGAGUCCACCAGAAUCCACCAGAAUCCAUCAGAAUCCACCAGAAUCCACCACGGUCCAUUCUGGCAAACAGUUACGAGAGGAAAUAG
Penaeus indicus is the source of this 1665-nucleotide messenger RNA. RefSeq names its product protein O-linked-mannose beta-1,2-N-acetylglucosaminyltransferase 1-like. Bases 1 to 1665 code for a protein of 554 amino acids. Gene Ontology annotation, cellular component: Golgi membrane. The transcript has 11 exons. Gene Ontology annotation, biological process: protein O-linked glycosylation via N-acetylgalactosamine. Gene Ontology annotation, molecular function: beta-1,3-galactosyl-O-glycosyl-glycoprotein beta-1,3-N-acetylglucosaminyltransferase activity. Lineage: Eukaryota; Metazoa; Arthropoda; Malacostraca; Decapoda; Penaeidae. The record is from RefSeq and is a predicted model, not a curated record.